CCCACUUCCAAAAGUACCCUCGCACCGAAACACGUCACCUUCUCCAGCAUGAGAGUCUCUUCUCAUGCUAUAUAACCCGCGAGUAAAUAAUAAAUAUCAAACUCGUCAAAUCCCGUGUUUAUUAUUUUCUUAUUCAAUUUAGAUUUUGAAAAAAAAAAAAAAAAGCCAAGUACGACAGUUAUGCUCACAAAUCUCGCCUAAAGAAGCCCCCACAGUCACACUCUCACUUUCUCUAUCUCGCCGGUGAACGGUAACGGUCACUUUUCCGGUCAAUUUUGAUCUUUUUAAAAAGUUUCGAUACGGAGCUGCGUCUUCUCAUAACGGAAUUAUCUAAUAUUUAUUUCUCUCUUCUUUAAUUAUAAAUUAAACUUAAUAGAGGUUUAUGGUGUGAUAAACAGACACCACUCCGAAAGUGGAAAAAAAAAAUUAGGGUUUUUAGGUAUUAAAGAAUGAAAUGUGUUGAAGAAGUGAGUUUUGAAUUUCUGUUUCAACAAUGGUAGCUGCGGUUUCCACAACGAUAAAUCCCAAAACGACAGCGAAUCACAACAGCAGCCGGACAGCAAGACCUCCUUUGCUACCAUCAGACCCUGACAAUGCAAUCGCUCCUCCUCGCCGACCUAAAUCACGAGAAGUUACUUCUCGUUACAUGUCCUCUACAUCUUCCUCUUCUUCAACACCAAAACGGUCACCAUCACCGUUGAUUUCACGACCAACGGCUAUGACGACGUUAACUCCCUCUACUCCUUCAACAAUCAAACGGUCGUUAUCAGUCGAGCGUAGACGGCCUAACACGCCGCGUUUAAAUUCCACAGAUUUGAGGAUUAACGGUAAUGGAACGGAGGUUUCUAAUACACAUAAAAUGCUGAUUACUUCAACGAGAAGCUUGUCGGUUUCCUUUCAAGGAGAGUCGUUUGCGCUUCAAGUGAGUAAGGCAAAACCCGCGGCUCCAUCUCCGAUUAGAAAAGGUACCCCGGAGAGGAGAAAAGCGACACCGACGCCAGGAAGAGGAACAGAUCAAGUGGAGAAUAAUAAUUCGAGGCCAUGGCCAGGGAGAUUUCGUGAACCAAAUUCUUUAACUAGGAGUGUGGAUUGUACGGAUGAUAGAAGGAGAUUAACUGGAUCUGCUGUGAAUUUUAAUGUUGUUAGGGCAUUGCAAAGCUCUCUGGUGGAUAAUAAUAGUAAUGGUAAUAGUAUUAGGUCUUCAAUUGAGAGUAGAUUGAGCACUGAUUCUAGCAAUAUUGAAGUUAAUGGAUCAGAACUUUGUGAUCGUGAUCAUUCUGUUGCUUCUGAUACUGAGAGUGUGUCUUCUGGUAGUACAACAGAGGGUAUUAUUGGCAAUGGACAAGGACGGCGUGGGAUUAUUGUUCCUGCAAGGUUCUGGCAAGAGACUAAUAACAGAUUACGGCGCCAGCCGGAGCCUGGCUCUUCCAGGACUGUCGGAGGAUUGAAAGGACCUGUGCCACCUAAACUCAUUGCACCCAAGAAGGUUGGAAUAGAUAGUCCAGUUUCAUCUCCUAAAGGAGUUGUUAACAAUAGGGGACAGUUGUCUCCUGUUCGUGGUGGUGGUGCACUACGGCCUGCUUCUCCUAGUAAGCUUGGUACACCGACAGCUACCCUUUCACCGAUGAGAGGGGUGAGUCCUUCAAGAAUGAGGAGUGCUGUAGGAGCUGUUGUGAGUAGCAAUUUAAGUAAUUCCAUUAAUAGUACGCCUUCAAUUUUGAGCUUUGCCGCUGAUAUUCGGAGAGGCAAGAGUGGAGAGCAUCAGAUUGUUGAGGUGCAUGUGUUGAGGAUUUUAUAUAAUCGGUUGUUGCAAUGGCGUUUUGUCAAUGCUAGAGCUGAUGCUUCCUUGUCAGCCCAGAGGUUGAAUGCAGAGAAAAGCUUGUACAAUGCACGUGUAACAACUUCAAAGCUGCGUGAAUCUGUUAGAGCAAAAAGAAUGGAGUUACAAUGUCUCAGGCAAAAUUUAAAACUCAUUUCCAUCCUCAAGGGGCAGAUGAUUUAUUUGGAAGAGCUAGCACUUAUAGACCAUGAAUAUUCCCGUUCUUUAUCUGGGGCUAUUGAAGCUUUACGAGCUAGCACACUCCGCCUACCUGUUGUUUGUGGGGCAAGGGCUGAUAUCCAAAAUGUAAAGGACGCUAUCUGUUCAGCAGUUGAUGUGAUGCAGGCGAUGGCCUCCUCAAUUUGCUUAUUAUUAUCAAAGGUUGGGGAUGUAAACUCUCUGGUGGUUGAACUUGCUAAUGUAGCUGCAAAGGAGCGUGCUUUGCUUGAUCAGUGCAAGAAUCUCUUAUCAAUCAUUGCAGCCAUGCAGGUGAAGGAAUGUAGCCUGAGAACUCAUUUUAUACAAGUAAAACGUGUACCUUCCAGCCUAACAGCAAAAGUGUAAAGCUCAUGUCACUUGAUGCCAACGGAAAAUGCUAACAUCAACCCAGACCUUUUUUUUUGUUCUUCGGAUUCAAGGAGCCAGAUGUAAUAAAAAGUAUUGAAUGGUCCUUGGCUUGUAAAAGCAGAAGAGUGCUCACAUGGCAGGUUAGAUACGAAAAAAGGGCAGCUUAUAUUAAAUGCAUAGAUGGCAUGAAGUUGUCAUUCUCGAUAUUCUGAUUAGAUUGUAAUUUGUAUAGAGGUACUUUCUCUAUAGGGGAGCAGAGGAAAAAUAUUGUAAAUAUGCUGUAAUGAUGUUUCCAAUUUUUUCUCUUAUUCAGUAGUGUUCUUGAUGAUGUUUUCGCUUGCCAA
Molecule: messenger RNA, 2730 nt
Organism: Ricinus communis (castor bean)
Lineage: Eukaryota; Viridiplantae; Streptophyta; Magnoliopsida; Malpighiales; Euphorbiaceae
Product: QWRF motif-containing protein 2
Exons: 6
Coding region: 494-2383 (629 amino acids)
Biological process (GO): centrosome cycle; spindle assembly
Cellular component (GO): cytoplasm; centrosome; nuclear microtubule
Molecular function (GO): microtubule binding
Source: RefSeq, a predicted model, not a curated record